AUGGACUGGACGAUCAGUAGUCGGGCCCUGGUGUGGUGCAUUUUGGCAUUUCUUUGCUGCUGUGGAUUCCUUCAAAAGGACUGCUUUUGCAGUGCCAGCACAGUGUCCCUUCCUGAGAGUCUGCUCUUUGUAUCUACCCUGGAUGGAAACCUCCAUGCUGUUAGUAAGAAGUCGGGCUCUAUCAAGUGGACUCUAAAAGAAGAUCCAGUUCUUCAGGUCCCCACGCAUGUUGCAGAGCCUGCCUUCUUGCCUGACCCAAAUGACGGCAGCUUGUAUUCACUCGGAGGAAAGAACAACAAAGGUCUCACUAAAUUGCCUUUCACUAUUCCUGAGUUAGUCCAAGCCUCUCCAUGUCGCAGUUCAGAUGGAAUUCUUUAUAUGGGUAAAAAGCAGGACCUGUGGUAUGUGGUGGAUCUUUUGACUGGUGAAAAGCAGCAGACCCUCACUUCCUCCUUUGCCGAGAUGCUUUGUCCAUCAUCGUCUUUGCUCUACUUUGGGCGGACAGAGUAUACAAUUACCAUGUAUGACACCAAAAGCAGAGAGCUGCGCUGGAAUGCCACAUACUCUGAUUAUGCAUCAACUCUUCCUGAUGAUGACACAAAGUACAAAAUGGCCCAUUUUGUGUCAAACGGCGAUGGCCUUGUGGUCACUGUGGACAGUGAUACAGGAGAUGUCCAGUGGGUGCAGAACUACAACUCACCAGUAGUUGCCAUGUACAUCUGGCAACGCGAGGGACUUCGGAAAGUGCCCCACACAAAUGUAGCCGUAGAAACGCUGCGUUAUCUCACCUUCAUGUCAGGAGAUGUUGGACGUAUCACUCAAUGGAAGUACCCCUUUCCCAAAGAGGAGAAGCCUAAGAACAAAUUUAUGGCCACAUUAUAUGUGGGCAAAUAUUCCACCAGUCUCUAUGCCUCUCCCUCUCUGGUUCAUGACGGUGUGACUGUGGUGCCUCGUGGCAGCACCUUUCCCAUGCUGGAGGGACCAGACAGCCAGGAAUCUGAGGAGGACAAAGAAUGUGUCAUCACACCAAGCACCAGCGUCAAGUUUAACGCUGCACUUCGCGAGCGAAAUCGUAUGAACAGAAUGAGAAACUAUCUACUUCUGAUCGGUCACCAUGAGACCCCUCCCGAAGCUCACCACAAAAUUCUAGAAAAAUUUCCUGACAACUUCCCUCGCAAUCAAGGCAAUGUCAUCCCACCUAAAACUGACAAGAAAUUAGAUGAGAAGGUGAAUGAAAGUGGAGUGAAUGAUCGUAUCCCUCCAUCUCCACCACCUGAAACUUCAAUACAAGAACCUGGAGCAAGUGGCCGUUCUGUGAAGCCUGAGGCCCCAGUGGACUCCAUGCUCAAAGAUAUGGCUACAAUUAUCUUUUCCACCUUCCUCUUGGCAGGCUGGUUGGCCUUUGUCAUUACCUACCCAAAAAGUGUGCAGAAGCAGCAGCAGCUUCAGCACCAGGAGUUUCAGAGGCAGAUGGAGGAGAGACUGGAGCUGCUCCAGAGGCAGCAGCCUUUCCCUGCCUCGGACCUGGGACUGACCCUUAGUCCAGACAGCGACUAUCUGGACGUGGCCCAUCUUCGCUUGGAGAGCUCCGACCACAGCAGCCCCAACGUCACGCCCCGAGCCUCCAACCACUCCAACAUUUCCAUGUCUGAAAUGGGAAGCUCUGCUAAUGAACAUGACGAUGGAGAAGAAACAUGCAUGGUAAGAGUGGGCAACAUAAUCUUCCGUCCUAAAGAGGUCCUCGGUCACGGUGCAGAAGGAACUAUUGUGUACAGGGGUCAGUUUGACAAUAGACCAGUAGCGGUGAAGAGAAUCCUGCCAGAGUGCUUUAGCUUUGCAGACCGAGAGGUUCAGCUGCUCAGGGAGUCUGAUGAGCAUCCAAAUGUGAUCCGCUACUUCUGCACGGAGCGAGAUCGGCAGUUCCAGUAUAUCGCCAUCGAACUGUGUGCUGCUUCUCUCCAAGAGUAUGUGGAGAAAAAAGGCUUUGAUCGUCAUGGACUUGAACCGGUCAUGCUCCUUCAACAGACAAUGUCAGGACUUGCUCACCUUCACUCUCUCAACAUAGUCCACAGAGAUUUGAAGCCUCACAAUAUUUUAGUUUCAAUGCCCAACGCUCAUGGGCGCGCCAAGGCCAUGAUCUCAGACUUUGGCUUGUGUAAAAAGCUGGCCGUGGGGCGACACAGCUUCAGCAGAAGGUCUGGGGUCCCUGGCACAGAGGGAUGGAUCGCACCUGAAGUUCUCAGUGAGGAUUGCACAGAUAACCCUACCUGUGCGGUGGAUAUAUUCUCUGCUGGCUGUGUCUUUUAUUAUGUCGUAUCCCAAGGCAGCCAUCCUUUUGGUAAAUCUAUACAGAGACAAGCUAACAUUCUAUUUGGUAAAUACAGUCUGGAGCAUCUCCAAAUUGACAAACAUGAGGACAUUGUAGCCAGAGAUCUAAUUGAUCAAAUGUUGAGUAUGGAGCCCACGAAGCGGCCCUCUGCAGAGUGCAUCCUCAAGCACCCCUUUUUUUGGACCUUAGAGAAGGAGUUGCAGUUCUUCCAGGAUGUGAGCGAUAGAAUUGAGAAGGAGCCGUUGGAUGGACCAAUUGUUAGACAUUUAGAAAGAGGAGGGAGGGCUGUUGUCAAAGGCGACUGGAGAGAGCACAUUACUGUACCACUGCAAACAGAUUUGCGAAAAUUUCGAUCCUAUAAAGGUGGUUCUGUUCGAGACCUUCUGCGUGCAAUGAGAAAUAAGAAACAUCACUACAGAGAACUGCCCGCUGAUGUCCAAGAGACGCUUGGAUCCAUCCCCGAUGACUUUGUGUCAUACUUCACAUCUCCAAACACCAGCAGAAACGUCAACAGUAGAAGAGCCAUCACAACCACCAUCACAACCACCAUCACAACCACCAUCACCAUCAUCACAACCAUCUCAACUACAAUCCCCACCAUCACAACCCCCACCGCCAUCAUCACAACUCCCACCCACACCAACACAACCACCAUCACAACCCACACCAACACAACCACAGUCCUGUGA
This is a messenger RNA of Knipowitschia caucasica, 3018 nucleotides long. The record is from the annotation of a GenBank genome assembly. NCBI's taxonomy places the organism in Eukaryota, Metazoa, Chordata, Actinopteri, Gobiiformes, Gobiidae.